AUGUCUUCGGCUUUCUACUCCUCGUCGAUCCCGGAUGGGACCACCUCUACGAUCUACGAAACAGCCCCACAACGCGUCUAUCAGAUGCCCGAACUCCUUCAUAUCAUUGUACAUUUUCUGGAAAUGGAAAAACAGGACCUCGUCAACCUCGCAUUGGCAGCCAAAGAAGGCUUUCCCGUUCCUGCUUCGGAACUGUACGCUCGCUCCAGCCAUCAAUGUCUUUCCAGCUUGUUCGACCAAGGUUGCAAUUCAGAUCGCUUUGCGAUAUACAUCAAAGGAGUACGCGACCUGGAGAUACCUACAAUCGACACUGCCGAUCAAGAUCGGCCGGUUUUGGAUCUUCCUCGAUGGUUAGGUCAAUACCCUGGAUUGAGAAGAAUACGCAUGAGGUUGAAUGGAGGGAACCUCUAUUCGGUCGAUCAAUAUCAUUAUCAAGGACGGGUUGUUAAAGUCGAGGGCUUUAGGACCCCACAACUUGGGCAGGGCAAUAUCUUGGCUGCCGAUCAACCACCCUUCAAAUUGCUAGGUUAUCCCGCAGUCACAUGGCUAGGAUGCCUCGAGCUCUGGACCCGAGAACUUCCGCCGUCUGAUUUGCCGCUGGUACUCGAUAGCAUCGUCAAGGACCUCGAACUACGAUCGACGCUUCGACCUUCUCUUUGGAGUAAACUUCGCACGCUGGACUUGAAGGGGCUAAACCUGCCGCUACCAAGUCUCGAGGUAUUGCUUGGCGGAUGUCCCAACCUAGCCAGGCUAUCGUGCACCUUAUCUUGCUCAGGUAGCGACGCGGCCAGAUAUAUGACUACCCUGACCGAUAUACUUCGAAGAUCAGGACCGAGCUUGACUCGUCUCAGCUGCAAAACGAAAGGGGCCUGUGUGCUCAUGUUCGCUCGACACCUCGGAGUUAUUCCUGAACUAAUAGUAAAUGGGACUCUGUGGUGGGCCAGAACUAAGGUAAUGGCGGAGAAUGGCUUGCGCAUCGCAGAGCCCGUACCAUUGAAAGAUGCGAAGGUCGGUUGCGUCCAUUUGCUUCUACGCAUGCCAAGAGGAUGGCUGCAGCAAUCGACCCAUGAGAUCCCCGUACCUCACGAAGUCGCCCAGUACAUCCGGAACAUCUUCCCGCCAAGUGCCUAUAUCGAUGUUUACGGUGCAGACUCGGAUAGUGGUUUGACCAGUCACGAAAACCUAUGGACAGAGAUCCUUCGGGUGACUGUGAGAUCGUUGGAGGCAAAAGAUCACGAGAAAACGGGGGCAGAAAGCGCAGCAGUGAUGGCGGUGUCGUGA
Molecule: messenger RNA, 1281 nt
Organism: Filobasidium floriforme
Lineage: Eukaryota; Fungi; Basidiomycota; Tremellomycetes; Filobasidiales; Filobasidiaceae
Exons: 2
Coding region: 1-1281 (426 amino acids)
Source: RefSeq, a predicted model, not a curated record